AAGUACAGCCGCUCUUGUGCAACCAACACCACCACCUCCUCCACUGAUUCACAGACUUCAAAUUCCCCCACAAGCAGCCCAUCAGCUUCCACGGUGAUCAGAUUAAUAACAACAAUAGCCUGUGAUCACACAGGAGGAGAUAACCGGCGCUGCUCGUCCUCCGCGGGAUACUUGGAUAGCUACAGCAACAGGAUCCAUCCCUGCUCCUUUCUCCUUUUUUCACGCCUGAUCCACACCUGUGUUUUCCACUUUGAGAACACCCGCUGCUUUUGUGUAGCUACUUGGAUACCUGCGCGCUGUCCUUUAUAGCCUAAAUGACGGACUGAAUAUAACUGCUAUGACAGGGAAACUAGCGGACAAGCUCCCUCUUACCAUGAGCAGUUUAAUAAAUACGAUCCCUGACAGUCUCUACCCAGAAGAGGACAUCCCGACGUCUAUGAAUAUUUUCACCAGUACGGAAUCUAUUAACCACUAUUCACAGAUGAACACAGAUAAUAUCAUGGAUCUGGGCAUGGGGAGUGAGAAAGGAACAGGAGAGAUUCAGUAUGGAUCCAGCUUCCAGUCCAACCGCAGCGGGCAGACUGUCACCUAUCUGGGGAAGUUUGCCUUUGACACUCCUCCAUCAGGUGGCAUUAGUGGUUCCGGCUGGUGCUCUGAUAACAAUAUCAUCAGCCUUGUCAGUGCAGGAAUCCUGGGCGUUUCGCCAUCACCCGGUACAGUAACGACGCAGACAUCAUCCUCCGCAGCCAGCAUGGGCGGACAGACAUCAGAUAUGGAGCAGGUAUACGGUCCGCCACUGCCUGCCUAUUCCACCUGCAGUGACCUGUACCAGGAUCAGGUCUCCUUCCACCACAGCCCUGCCACCAGCACGGCUCUAGCCUACCCUGCCAAUGACUAUCAUUCUACAUCCAAAGCCUCCAUGGAUGGCAGCCUUUUCUCCAUGAUCCCUGACUACAACCUUUUCCAUCAUCAAGGGGAGGUUGGCGUGAUGGAGCACAAGCCCUUCCAGACCAUGGACCCCAUCCGAGUCAACCCUCCACCUAUCACACCCCUGGAGACCAUCAGAGCGUUCAAAGACAAGCAGCAGAUUCACCCAGGUUUCAUUGGUGGGCAGCAGCACCCUCCUCAACACCACCCACCGCCACAGACUCUGACGCUCAAGCCCAUCCGACCACGGAAGUACCCCAACCGACCCAGCAAAACCCCUGUCCACGAACGGCCUCACGCCUGUCCGGCAGAGAACUGUGACAGACGCUUCUCGCGCUCAGACGAGCUCACACGUCAUCUUCGAAUCCACACAGGUCACAAACCUUUCCAGUGCCGAAUAUGCAUGCGCUCCUUCAGCCGGAGUGACCACCUGACCACACACAUCCGCACACACACGGGCGAGAAACCCUUCUCCUGUGAGUUCUGUGGACGCAAGUUUGCCAGGAGCGAUGAGCGAAAGAGACACGCUAAGGUUCACCUGAAACAGAAGGACAAGAAGCCAGCUGACAAAGGUAGUGGGGCAGCUGGGAGCCACAGCUCGCCGCCCAGCUCCUGUGGGGGGCCAACAGUGGGAACAUCAUGACCGUCACUACGUGCACUUGGACUGGACCUUCACCAUGCCCC
Thunnus maccoyii (southern bluefin tuna) is the source of this 1611-nucleotide messenger RNA. RefSeq names its product early growth response 3 (gene egr3). Gene Ontology annotation, molecular function: DNA-binding transcription factor activity, RNA polymerase II-specific; RNA polymerase II cis-regulatory region sequence-specific DNA binding. The coding region runs from base 338 to 1570 and encodes 410 amino acids. The transcript has 2 exons. The record is from RefSeq and is a predicted model, not a curated record. Gene Ontology annotation, biological process: regulation of transcription by RNA polymerase II. Lineage: Eukaryota; Metazoa; Chordata; Actinopteri; Scombriformes; Scombridae.